CUUGUAUCCAUCCUGCUAUCAUCCGACAUGUCCUGGCUUAGAGAUUCAAGGAUAGAAGGCCUCAUCCAGCCAUUAGCUAUCUCUAUUAUUGCCUUCACCAUAGGAUACCAGCUCAGACCUUAUUUGAGCCCUUCAUCGUCGUCACAGACCCGUUCUCUCAGCUCGUCAGCUCAUCGGUCGAAGAAGAAGAAGGAUCAGAAAGGCUUCGAAGUGGUCGAUGGUCGACCUGUCGAACCUUCAUCUUCCCAGCCCAGCGCACCUCGAUUCGAUCGAUCCUCAUCCUCAGACAGUGAAGGAGCGACCGAUGCAGAAUCCGAUGCUGAGGACGAGACUGCGGCCAAGAGCUCGGACAUUGCUUCAGUCAAAGCUGCCAUGUCAGAGGAAGUGAAACUCGUCUUGGUCGUCAAUGACAGUUUGAAAAUGUCAAAAGGGAAGAUCGCAGCUCAAGCUGGGCACGCGACCCUUGCUUGCGCUUUCAUGGUGAAGGAAAUGAACCCGAGGUUGUUCCGGAACUGGCAGAUGCAUGGUCAACCAAAGAUUGCGGUUCGCUGUCAAGAUACCGAAGAACUGGAGGUUCUGGCAGCCCAGGCGAGAUCCUUGAACUUGUGUGCGAGAACCAUACAGGAUGCUGGACGCACACAGGUCGCACCAGGAUCAAAGACUGUCCUCGGUAUCGGGCCAGGACCGGCGAAGCUGAUCAACCAGGUCACUGGAAAGUUACGCCUGUUAUAGCAUAAUGAUGCAAGCUGUUGCCAGCUUAACAAUUCAGACUGGCAUUGGCUUAGGUUUCCCGAAAGGACGCAUCUGGGGGCCUUGCACAUGUACUGAUAUAUCAUAACAACCUUACAAGCUGGUAGCAUUGGCCGA
Kockovaella imperatae is the source of this 867-nucleotide messenger RNA. Its product is annotated as peptidyl-tRNA hydrolase PTH2-domain-containing protein. Gene Ontology annotation, molecular function: peptidyl-tRNA hydrolase activity. Lineage: Eukaryota; Fungi; Basidiomycota; Tremellomycetes; Tremellales; Cuniculitremaceae. The transcript has 6 exons. Bases 28 to 732 code for a protein of 234 amino acids. Gene Ontology annotation, cellular component: cytosol; mitochondrion. The record is from RefSeq and is a predicted model, not a curated record.